AGGUGGCCGGUCGCCUCAGACCCCCGCUCAGGAGGGAGCGGGCGGUACUAGAAGAGAGGGGUUGCUUUUCCCGCAGUUCUCGGCGCCUGCUGUCUUCCAUUCCUCCUCGGCCGCCUGAGGAGGAGCGACCAUGUCGGCCGUCUAUUACCUCCUCUCCACGCUGGGCGGCUACCUCUUCACCUCGGCGCUGCUGCUGAAGUACCCGGGCUUGCUCCACCGACCCAAGCGCCACCGCUUCCGAUGCCGGCACAUCUCCCACCGCGGCGGGGCUGGAGAGAAUCUGGAAAAUACCAUGGCAGCCUUUCGCCAUGCAGUUGACGUUGGGACCGAUAUGCUGGAACUUGACUGCCACUUGACGAAGGAUGAGCAAGUCGUCGUGUCUCAUGACGAGAAUCUGAAACGGUCGACCGGCAUCGAUGUCAAUAUAUCAGACCUCGAAUACUCGGAACUCCCUCCGUACCUCUGCAGAUUGGAUGUAACAUUCCAGAAAGAGUGCCAUUGCGAAGGUGAAGACAAGCGCAUCCCUCUCCUGAAAGAGGUAUUUGAGGACUUCCCACACACUCCUGUCAACAUAGACAUCAAAGUCAACAAUGACGUACUGAUUAAAAAGGUCUCAGAGUUGGUGAACCUUUACAAGCGAGAACAUCUGACGGUUUGGGGCAACGUCAGUCAUGAGAUAGUUGACAAGUGUCACAAAGAGAAUGCCCACAUCCCUAUCCUCUUCUGCUUGCGACGUGUCCUGCUCCUCCUCGGCCUGUUCUAUACUGGCCUUCUGCCUUUCUUUCCCAUCCUGGAGGAGUUCUUGGAGAUUCCUAUGCCUUCCAUCAUUCUCAAGUUGAAAGAAUCCGAGAAGAUCUCCAGAAGCCAGCGGUUUACCAUAUGGCUUACUGAUGCGUUGUUAAUGAGGAAAGCAUUAUUUGACCACCUCACUGCUCGAGGAAUUCAGGUGUAUAUCUGGGUCCUCAACGAAGAUAAAGAGUACCAGCGAGCGUUUGAUUUGGGCGCGACGGGCGUGAUGACGGAUUACCCCACGAAGCUGAAGAACUUUUUGCACACCUACACGCCUGCGCAGCAGAAAGUCAAGGAAGGGUAGUUCUUUCAAGGAGGAAUGGGGGAGAGAACACGUUCCCCGGACAGCACCAAGCCAAGGAGCAGGAGUAGGCCACCCCAACACAACGGCACCCUCCUGCCCAGACUUUUCAGUGACAUGCAACCACCUGACAAUGAGACGUAGAUGCAGCUGGGUUUUAUUACCUCAUUCUUGAGUCAUUACACCUCUUAGAGAUUGCACACAGCUAUAUUUAUUUUAAAAUGUAAGUGGCAUAGUUGUUAUGUAAAUAGCUUGAUGGGCGGGUGUUGUACCCUGGUCCGACGAGAUGUCUCUAGGGAGGGACCUGCCAACAGGGCGAUUCCUAGAGGUGGUAGGUGUAACUUAACCGUAUUUGUUGCUAGCUCAGAUUCCACCAAGUUUGCACAUGGAAAACAUUCCAGCGGGACACCUUUUUAAAAAAUAAUAAUAACAACAAUAAUUUUA
Messenger RNA from Lacerta agilis (Sand lizard), 1534 nucleotides. RefSeq names its product glycerophosphodiester phosphodiesterase domain containing 1 (gene GDPD1). Gene Ontology annotation, molecular function: phosphatidylcholine lysophospholipase A1 activity; phosphoric diester hydrolase activity. NCBI's taxonomy places the organism in Eukaryota, Metazoa, Chordata, Lepidosauria, Squamata, Lacertidae. Gene Ontology annotation, biological process: N-acylethanolamine metabolic process; glycerophospholipid catabolic process. The record is from RefSeq and is a predicted model, not a curated record. The transcript is spliced from 10 exons. Gene Ontology annotation, cellular component: endoplasmic reticulum membrane. Bases 131 to 1093 code for a protein of 320 amino acids.